Linum trigynum is the source of this 1922-nucleotide messenger RNA. The record is from the annotation of a GenBank genome assembly. Lineage: Eukaryota; Viridiplantae; Streptophyta; Magnoliopsida; Malpighiales; Linaceae.
AACCGACAGAAAAACCGAAUAUAGCCAAGCCCACCCUCCCAGCCCAGUUUCUCAUCUCGGCCCACAUACUCACAACACAACUUACACAAUCAGUCCCUCAGCUGAGCCCACCCAACUCGACACAACCCUAAGCCUAGUCAACCACAACCUUAUACGACAGCCGCCACAACCCUCAGGCCUCAACCUCUUCCACAAACCUCAACCUACCCUGAGCUCCUUCGAUGAGGCGAAUACAAAUCCUGGGAGGGAUAGGCGGCGACGGAUUCCUCCUCUUCAAUGGCGCUGCCGACAUGCAGGCAAAGCUACCAACCACCAUCUCUCGCCUUCGAUGAUGUCGCCAGCGGGAGAAGAGGGUCUGAAGCAGUACGCCCAAUACUUCUUUCAGAUCUGAAGGAGAAAGAAAGGGAGAAGGCGAAGAAGAGUAGAUCCGGUGGUGGCGGCGGGCUCGGCCUUGAGGAGCGGCGGCGUCCUCCCCAGUCCCCUGUCUUCUCUUCAUCGUCACUAUUCCCCGCCAUCAUGCCUGCAACCACAUCCUUCUUUCCCUUAGCUCCCUCACAUGCUCAUUUUGUUUUUGUUUUUAGAAGAUUUUAGUGCUUUGUGUGUGCAGGUAGAGUGGAAGAAAGGAGAUGAGAGAUGGAGAAGGAAAAUUGAACGGGAUGAGAGAGAGGGGGCAAUAAUAUUUUGGAAUGGGAACAGGUCCAAAAUUUACAAAGAGGAAGGGAAAGUUUGUUCGGGUUUGGGGCUGAAACCGGACCGAACCGAAAUAUAUUUCGGUUCGAGCUGACCGAACCGAAAUAUAUUUCGGUUCGGAAUCGGUUUGAGGUUUGGCAUAAAUCGGGGACCCGAUAUACAACAUUUCGGUUCGGUUUCGACCGAACCGACCGAAUGCCCACCUCUAUCCCCGAGGCGCCCGGGCAGAUGAAAUACUUGAUCGUGGCGGUAGAUUACUUUUCCAAGUGGAUCGAAGCGGAACCCCUAGCAACCAUCACUCAGUCCCAAGUCAGGAAAUUUACCACCAAGAAUAUUUUCACCCGUUUCAGUCUACCGGAGUCCAUCAUAGCGGAUCACGGCAAGCAGUUAGACUGCCAUAAAUUCAUCGAGUUCUGCGAUGAGAGUGGAGUGAUUCUACGAUUCUCGUCCGUGGCCUACCCCCAGGCCAAUGGACAAGCGGAGGCGGCUAACAAGAUCAUAUUGGACGGCCUCCACACUAGGCUGCUGGAUGCCAAAGGAAGAUGGGUGGAAGAUCUCCCAGGCGUGCUCUGAGCGCAUCGAACGACAUACAAGGUAGCAACGGGGGAAACACUGUUCGCUCUGACCUACGGUAGUGAAGCGGUCAUCCCAGUGGAGAUGCUUUUUUCCCACAUACCGGAUGAUGAGAUACGAGUCAAAGGACAAUGAGGAGGAGCGCAUACACGACCUCGACAUGUUGGAGGGGCGCAGAGAUGUUGCUGCUGUGCGUCUCGAGUCUAUGAAGCGGUAGGUGGCCAGGUACUAUGAUCGCAAGAUGCGUCCCCAUCAGAUUGGCAUGGGAAGUUUGGUACUGCGACGCGACUUUCGGCUAGAGGCGUGCGAGGACAAGUUGGCACCCAAGUGGAAGGGGCCAUACCGCGUCCAGGAGGUAGCAGAACCAACCACAUUCAAGCUGGAGCAUUUGAGUGGGAAGGCCGUCAAGCGAACGUGGAACGCCAUGAACCUAAGGGCAUACAAGGGCGGGAGAGGAGUGAAGCCUCAAAGUAACUAGUUAAGGUGGAAAGACCGGACGCCUUAAUUUUGACCAACUUGUGAGGAUAACUCAUCAAGUGGGAGGGAGAUACUAUUACUGCAAGCGCGGCCUCCCACGCGCCUCAACCAGUGUUUGUAAAGCGCCCGGUUUUUCGCGCCUUGAAAGUUUAUUGUGAGUUUUAUAAAGCGCACAGUCUUUU